Molecule: messenger RNA, 14141 nt
Organism: Podarcis lilfordi (Lilford's wall lizard)
Lineage: Eukaryota; Metazoa; Chordata; Lepidosauria; Squamata; Lacertidae
Source: the annotation of a GenBank genome assembly
AGAAAAAAAGGCAAUCAAUUAAUAUUCUCACCAUACUUGACAUCUGGUUUUUGUGCUGGCUGAAGAGAUGUUGUGGACACAGAAAACAGACACAUGGGUCCGUUGGGGGGAGUCAAACCAUUUUUUAAUUUUCUGGCUCCCAGCCCUAGCCUUCUAUUUUAGUCUAGUCUGGUCUAGUAUAGUCUAGUGUUUGUUUCCAUGCUACAAUCCCUACACUGCUGAUUAAAUCCCACCCAAAGACCUUUGCUUUGAGCUGCAUCGAUCUGGGGCUGUUUGCUUUGCCUGAAGCAAAGGAACAAAGAUCACCAUUUUGUCCUUCCCUAGGUGCAGCCAUGACAUCCCUGCUGUUGCUGCUGUUGCUGCUGCUGAUCUUUGUGGUUCUUAUUCCAGGGCAACCAUUCUGGGUGAGACUCCUGGGGCAUCCAUUUAACACCCAUUUGAUUUCUCUUUUCUCCCCACCCCCUGGCUUUUUGCUUAGGUCUCCCUCCUAGGCCCAUGAUAAUUUAUCCCAAAAAUCUCAUUCCCAUUUUAACAUUUCUACAGCUUGCCCAAUAAGAGUGAUAAUACAUUUGUCCCAUGUUAGAAGGAUGUUGGAAUGAAAUAAUGCGGUUUUACCAGAAAUGCUAUAAAGGAUUAAGGAAAAAUAGAUUGCUAAAUGAUGAAGGAGGGAAAGUAAAGUUACAUUAUAUUAAGAUAGAAUAGAGGACAAAAACUGGAAAAGAUGGAAAGGAUUUGCUGAAAUAGCUAAUUGAACUAGAAUACAAAAAAGGGAGGUGUGAGGAGGUCAAGGAAAUAAGCAAAUGACAGAUAAGUUAUGGGAAGAUUUAUUGUAUUUUUUCUUUUUUUCUUGUUUUUUUUUUAUUAUCGUGAUGUGACGUUUUGUAUUUCUUAAAUAUGCUGUUUUUUAAUUAUUUCUUUUUGUAACCCUUUAAAAUUCAAUAAAUAUUAUUUUUUUUAAAAAAAGAUAAUACAUUUGUCCCUGUGUCCCUAUUUUCCAGGGACAGUCCCGGAUUUACAGAGGCCACCCCGGUUUCUGAUUUGAUCUCAUAAUGUCCCACUUUUCCUUAGGAUGUCCCUAUUUUCAUCAGAAAAAUGCUGGAUGGUAUGUUAGGGUGUCCCUUUUUUCAUUAGCAAAAUGUUGGAGGGUAUGGAGUUAUCCAACACCAAAGCCAUCAGAAGGCAGUCCUGUAUAGGGAAGUUUUUUUAAAUCUAGUGUUGCAUUAUGUUUUUAUAUAUGUUGGAAGCCACACAGAAUGGCUGGGGCAAUUCAGUCAGAGGGAUGGGGGUAUAAAUAGUAAAAUGAUGAUGGAAUAGGACGUCCCAAUUUUCAUCAGAGAAAUGUUGGAAGGUAUGUGAGGGCCUCCAGCAAGGAAGCGAAGCAGGAGGUAGUCUUGGUUGGUAAACUAUUCAGGGUGAGAUAGGCUUCAGGAAGGGCCCAGAGUCAUGGAGGCCAAUGUGCAGUGCUAGCACCCCACCACCACCUCAGAUCCAUCCUAAUAGUUUGGGCCUAACCCUCUGCAUUUGUGGGGCUUGUGAGUUGCCACUGUCUGGACUAAGAUGCAAAGGCCUAGGCAACUCAAGCACGGUGUGAGGAAGGAACUGUGAUGCCUGAUUCAUUUCAGUGGCUUUUCUGGUGGAUUGCUUUAUUACACAACGAGUGCAUAGCUGUUUCUCAAUUGUUCCAGGGAACCCCAAAUGCCCACCAGGUAGGAACUCUGCUUCCUCAGCACUCAGACCAUUGUAUCUUGUUGAGUGGGAUAUGUGGUUCACCCACCCACUGCUUGAAGUCAAUUUGCGAAACCAUGGGAGCUCUGUGAGUUAGUGGCAAGCAACACAUUCCAUUCCCUUCCCAAUGCCUGCGCAAAAUGAUGUGAAAGAUUUUAAGAGCUUCAUGUUUAUUUUUCUGGCUUUAGAGGACAAGCAGUCCCCCUUUGCUGCUCCCAAGGGAGUCCCAGUGUAGCCAUGGGGGGAGAGGGAAAUCUCCCCUAUGCGUGCCCCCCCAACCCCUAAAAUCUGGGAAACUUGUGCAAGGCUGCUUCCUCCCUCACAGAACUGCCUCAGCCAUUUUUGCACUACCCCCUCCCCAAAAAAUGUAUAUAUAGGGUAUGUGUUUCCUUCUGCACAGGAAACAUGUCUAUUGUUCCAUUUAAAACAGAAAGCAGCUGACAAGCCGUCCUUCAGGGUUGCUACAACCCCCCAUCUCACACAUGCUUUAUGGUACAUACUCAUAAGAGUGAGAGGGCUCCCACUCACUCCUGUCAUCCCUCUUUUGGGCUGUGUGUGUAUCAGUACAUCAGGGUAACCAAUGCUGAUUCCACCUCCCAGCAUUCCUAGCAAGCGAGGCAAAUGGUUAGGGAUGCUGGGAAUUGUACCUGCAAGCAACAUGCUGGCAACCCAGAUGCAUACAUUAUGUAAGAAUAGAAGCCAUUCCUUUUGCCUUCAUUCCCAUUCUGCCUUCAAGUUACCAUUUCGUCAUGGGUCUCGGCCCUCAGCUGGAAGGAAGAGGAAAUUUCCUACCACCUUGUAAUAUUACAAUUGGCUGUGCACGAGUUUUAAAUUCCCUCCCCGACCCUCUCUCUCACACUCAACUUUUAUACCUCCAGUUUACAGGCAUCCCUAAGGAUUUUUAGACAGAUUUUACUUAUUUGCUAAGGCAUGACAGCUUCCGAAACAAUGACACAAUCAGUCAACACACACUGAAAAUAAAAAAAUGCAGAAUAAGUAUGAAAACUAGGGCUUCAUUUGAAUUGAUUAACUGAUUAAAUACUUUUUAAAAACAAAACAAAUUAUUUUCUAAGCACAAGUACUUAUAAAAGCUGCAUAUGGCAUGCACCCCACAUUUCAUACACAGGAGAAGAUACCUUUCCUAAGACGAUGCUUCGUACAAAACACAUGAAUAUAAUCUAAAAACAAAAAAGUGGAAGCUUUUGGCUUCAGAGCCAUGAUUCAUAUAUAAAUUUAGGCUAUAAACACUUCGCUGGGAUUAAGUUGCACUGACCUCUGGGGCUUACUUCUGAAUAGACCUAUCAAGCACCUCACUGUUAAUUGAUUAAUCAACUAACCCAAAAUUAUGAUGAAUAAACAGAGAUUUCUUUAAUCAGACACUUCCGGGUCACAUGGCCAGCGUGACGAAGCUGCAGCUGGCGAGCCAGCACCAGCGCAGCACACGGAAACGCCGUUUACCUUCCCGCUAUAAAGUGGUACCUAUUUAUCUACUUGCACUUAAGAGUGCUUUCGAACUGCUAGGUGGGCAGGAGCUGGGACCGAAAAUUACAAAAAUUACAAAUCACAAAUAAAAUUCAUUAAAAGGGUAGCCUGCCUCUCACACUAUCCCUUUACAUUUUAGAGGUGUUGUAGAAUGGAAAAGGACAGAUAAUUUAUAAAUUGUUUAUAUUACUUUCAAAAAUGGUCUAAAAGCUUUCAAGGAUGCAUAUGCUAUACAGAAUAUAUGUACCGGUAUAUGUAGAAUAGAGAGGCUCACUUGAGCCUUCUGGGACCAGUUGAAUGCAAGCCCCAAAAGGGCCUUUAAGGUGUUUAUGUCCCAGAACAGAAAAUGGUAUGUUUAAACUAUGCUGCAACACAUCUGUUUUCUUUUCCGGGUAGGAUCUGCAUGGCCGGCCAUUUAGGAGGAUUCAUGAAGGUGAGUUUCAACUUUGUGCUUGUGCCAGUGAAAGGAACAGUAGCCACAACAUGAGCUAUGCCUUCCAAGCACAUUCAAAGCAUUCCCUGCCCCCAAGAAUAGUGGGAACUUUAGUAUGUUAAGGGCACUUGGUUGUAGCUCUGUGAGAAUCCAGGAUUAAUUUUAUGUGGUUUUUUUCUUUAAAAAUGUUUAGGGGUACUCUCAUUUUGACUCAAGAAAAAUCACCAUUUUAUAGUUCAAAUUGGGGGAAAUAAAUACAGUAAAUGGACAAAAGUACAAAGAUUCACAAAAUGUUUAGGCGUAUGCAUACCCCUGCACCCCCCCCCAGAAAAAGCACGGUUUUUAUGUGUUUUGAAUGUGCUGUAAAAGUAUGUUGUGUACACAGCCUAGGAUUCCAAGAUCCUACGGUCCUACCCAGAUCACCAAAGAAAGGAGGCAUUAUCCCCUCUCUCCCUGCCUUCUAUUGUCAGGUGAAAGACUAUUGCACUACUUACGUGCAAAGUAGUGCAAUAGUCUUUCACCUCGCAAUAGAAGUGAAGGAAUGGGAGGCUGGUUUCAGGAUUAAUAACCAUGCCUGGGAUGGAAGAGAAUUGGUUAUUUCCCUGCAACAGAAGUGCUCAUUUGAGGAAAGAAGCCUAUGUCCAUGGCACAAUUGCAUGAAAAGUGUAGGUGUCUUCUAUCAGCUUAGAAGGCACAUGGAUGUGACCAGAAGCAGGGGCAACUCCUGCCAGGUGGCCAGGCAGGACAGAAGUGUGAUUUGCCAGCAUUUAUAUUAUUGCACACCACCUCAAUCUCCAAGCGGUGCAAGAGCCCAGGGAUCCCAGGGUUUGUGUUUCCUUUUGGGAGUGAGGCACAGCAGGGACAGUGCUGUCUUUAUGAUACAUGGUUUAUUUACACAUAUAUACAACCUGAGCCUACAAUGGAGGGGUUCAUAACAUCAACACCCAAAAGGGUCUUGUUUCUCCCAGAGCCGCAGCCUUGGAUUCAAACAGAAAGCAAACAUGGCUCUCAAGUGUUCCUCUGACUCUCUCUCCAACUUAUGCUUUACCUCUCAGUCACAUCGCUGCAAAACUCAGCCUUUGGCCACCUUGCCAUCUUGCACAGAGACGCUUUUCCUUUGUUCUCUGAAUGGCCCACCCAGGUAAUCACCUCAGCACAGCAAGUCAGCCUGGUUUAUAAUUUAACAAUUGCUGGUUCCAGGGGUUAGAAGGGUCUCUGCUCCCCCCAUCCAAACUCAUAACCAUAUUUCUGAGCCUGUAUCCUCAGUGGAAGCAGCCCAUUUAUUUUUUGCCUUGCAGAGACAGAACUCAGUGAGCACGAGCCCUGCCAUUUCCCUUUCCGCUUCCAACGCGAAAUGCACCAUUCUUGCAUCCCGAGUUAUUCCAUAUUUCAUAAGCACUGGUAAGCUUCUCUUCUUCAUGAGAAAGAGUCGUAUGGGGAGUACAAACAGUAGAACAUGCUAGGGAAAUGGGGACGCCGGACUUUGAGGUGGUAUGUGGGGAAAGACAUGAUGGCCUGCAGCUUCCCGCUUUGGAUUAGGCCCAGCUUCUAGGUUUUCCUUCCAUGACUCAAAACGUUUCUCCGUCAGGUGCGCCACCACAGAGAACCUCGACCGAGAUGGGAAAUGGAGGUACUGUGGGAAAGAGGAGAGGCCAAGAGGUGAGUCGGUAGGGGGAAGUGGGAAUGAAAGAAUCCGUUCGAACCACAGCAGGCAGUGAGGGGAGAAGCUUCACCAGGGUGUGCAAGCGCCCCCACCCCCGGUUGUUUAGCCUAAAGUGAUGCUGGUCCUCAAGAAAGCAAGAAAUAAAUUUGUACAGCCUCCAGCGCUGCCAGUCUUUACGACCAGCAGCAUGCAGCAGCCAGGCCUUACUCCAACAUCCACGUAGCCCAUGGGCUGAAAAGCUCAGGCCCACUGGCCAAACACAGAAUUAUCCUCAGCCCUCAGGGCUCUUCCUGGGCUAAGCCACACCUGCUCUCCCUAAGUCAAACCCCUCACAAUCCCUCCUUCACACUCUGUGUUUUUGCCCGGCUUAAAUGUGCCCUUGAACUCCGAGAACGCCUCUUGCUUGUCUGGAUGGAGGAUAGCGAGGGGUGUGUGAAUGUGUGUAGAAGCCAACCUACUAUACUAAGGGCAAAAUUCAUUUGUUCCAGCCACUUUUCCCACUCACCACUGGCAUGUGACCUUCACAGAAUCACAGAAUUGUAGAAUUGGCAGGGACCCUGAGGAUCAUCUAGUUCAACCCUCUGAAGAGAACAUAACUCUUGGACUGAAAAAAAUUCUCUAUCCCCAACAUAGCCCAAAGCCUGAGACUUCCAGCCAUUACUGACUAUUCGAUUUAUUUAUUUUUUGGCAGGACACUGUGACCCUAACCCAUGCCAGAACGGUGGGGACUGUGAAGCUAGGCGAAUGGGAUUCCAUUGUAUCUGUGCAGCUGGCUUCCAUGGGAAACACUGUGAGAAAGGUAUCUGAGGCUGGUUCCUGGAACUAUAGCACAUGGAGACCUGGCCUUGGAUAUCUGCCCUCUCUCCCCGGCACCCUGGUCAACUUAAAAAGGUCUUUACUCUGGAGCAAACCUGAUCUCAUGUCUCUUGCCUGAGACUGAGAACAUCAAGCAACAUGGCUGACAGCCAUGCCUCCAUUACGAAAGGGGCUGGUGGACCUCCAGAACCUCACAGUGUUAGGUUGGGUAACUCUUUUUACUCCUGGUACAUAAAAACUCAGUAUGGAGAUUAUUAAGGACCAUGACAUCAUAUUGGCACAUAUGGUGACCUGGCUGUUUUCACACCCAUGAAUCAACCUUUGCCAACUUGAUGCCCUUCAGAUGUUUUGAACCACAGCUCCUAUCUGUGCUCUGGUCCAUAACACCCCAUCAUUUUAUUUUGCAGAAGACUGCUUUGGAACUAAAGGACUGCAACACAUUGGCAGGAAGGACACCUGGGUGCGGCACCGGCCUACUGGACCAGAGGAGUGCCAUUGCGCAAGGAAGAAGCUUGUCUGCAAACCCAUGCAUGGAAAGGGUCAGAGCUGAGCAGAAGUUGACAUAAAGUGAGGAGGGGUGGGUGGGGCAAAACAAGGCAGACAGAUGGGAUAAGACUACCCUGUGUGGUCACUACAUUGCCUGGGCUUCAUUUGAAAUAACUAUCAACAAGGGUAAUAGUUUCUAUUUCACUUCCUCGACAAAGACAGACAACACAAAGUGUCAUCACUGAGUAUUGCUCACUAUAUCAUAUCUAGAUUUCUGAUUUUUCACUGGAUAAAAUUAAGCAUUGCACACAAGUGCAUGUAACAAAUCUUCAAUAAUUAAAAACCAAACAAAACCAGAAAAGGUGCUUGUGGAAACUUUGAUUUGGAGUGGAGGAUGGGGGUGUUGCAGGGAGAUGCACAAACCUUUCUUUGCCUGCCUGUUAUUUUUCUGUUCCAGGGGCUCCGGGAGCACCUUUUCCUUUAGAAAAAUGAAAAAAAGGCUGCUAGCAUUUUGUUACAUGCAUCUGUAUGUAAUGUUUAGUUAGGUCCUUGGUAUCCCAGCGAUGCUGCAUCUAAAAGGCUUGAGACGAAGUCUUUUCAUGCCCAUCCUUGGCUGCAGCCACUGUAAUUUUAAAAUGAUUAGAACUCCUAUAAUCUUUUGAACCUUAUCAAAACAAAUAUAAACUCCUCCAAGGAGGUAUCUUUGUAUUGUUGUAAUGAGGGUUCUUACUCCAAUAUCCUCAUCAUCCCUAGAGCCUGCAAUAUAGUAAUGGUACAUGAGAUUGGAUCCAGUCUAUGUUAAGAGUGCAUUCCUAUAUAUGCCUACACAGAUGUAAGUUUCAUUGAUUUCCAGUGAGGCUUACUCCCAGGAAAGUUGGUACAGGAUUGCAACCUUGGUUGAACUUAGGUUCCAUUGAAAUCAAUAGAAUGAGUGAUGUUUGACUAUUUGCCAAUGGAUUUCAAUGGGAACUAAGUUCAACUAACAUGUUCUGGCUUCAACCCACAGAGAUCAUAGUCCUGCAUUUUAAGCCCAACACAAUAUGUAUUAUUUUAAUCAAAACACAAUUUUAAAGAAAUCAUAACACAUUAGAGCCAUGGCUCACAGGGAAUUUCACCAGAGACUGUUUUCAAUGCGAGACUUGAGUCUGAGGGCUCAUCCAUGCUUCCUCUUGUCCUGCUGCUUUCCUCCCCCCAAAAUUCCACUCUUAGAAAAACAUGUUCCCUCCUGCCUCUGUGACUAUAAAAGCUGCUUGAUAUUCAUAUCUCUAUCACCGAAUCCUUUCACAGCUUGGAAAUAAGCAGUGUCUCAUGCUAACCGCUGCAGAUGAAACAACUUUUAAAGGCAUGGACAGAAGCAGAAGCCAGUCAUUGGACCUGAAACGUUAAAACUAAAACAAAUGUGCUGUAUGGGUGGCCCAAACCAAAGCCAACUCCCAUGCAUUUGGAAUUAGGAAGAAUGGCUUCUGGGGACCCAGCAAUGCUGGUGCCUGCAUUAUAGGUGGUGGACUUGUCUCAUAAUGCACAAGGCAAAGAUGAAAGAUGGGCAUAGAGAGGUAAUCUUGUCAUGACAGAGCACAAGGAAUGCAGCUGUCACACUGUAUAUGGAACGAGGAGAGAUAGGAUUAUUCCUUAGUUGAUGGGUCAGCAGGUCAAAAACAUCAUAGCAGGGAAGGGAAGGAGUAGGCUGUUAAGCAGAUACUAGACUGAUGGAGUCUCAACUGCACUGUUAAUUCUUGAGCCAGACCUUGCUCUCAGUUGUCUCUGAGGGUCUAUAGCUCAUUGGCAGAGCAGAUGCAUUGAAUGCAGAGGGUUCCAGGUUCAAUCCCUGGCGUUGUUGUUGUUUAGUCGUUUAGUUUGGUCCGACUCUUCGUGACCCCAUGGACCAGAGCACGCCAGGCACUCCUGUCUGCUAUAAAAGAUCCCUGCUUAAAGAGCCUAGACUGGUGCUGCUGCCAGUCAGAGCUGAGUAAGGCAAUAUUGGGCUACAUGGGGCAAAACAGUCUGACCUCAUACAAGGCAACUUCCUGUGAUCUAUAUCACUUUCUCUGGCCCACAGCAUGCGCAACAAACCCUUGUAUGAAUGGAGGCCGCUGCCUAGAAGUGAAGCACAGCUCGGUGUGUAGCUGCCCUGAAGGGUUUUCUGGGCCACUGUGCGAUAUAGGUAUGCUUCUAUUUUUAAAAUAUUUAAGAAUCACACUUACAAAUCUUACAGUUCUAAGUGGUUUACAACAGAAUAAAAUGCACCAUGAAACUCAUAUCAAAAAUAGUAAAGUAGGAAAAUAUAUCAGUUUGCAUGUAUGCAUGUUUAAAACUGCCCAACUUUGAAAACCAGUGUUGGCUAAUGAAAUGGAAAAUGGGAACUGCUGCUGUUGGCAAAAAAAUAAUAAAAAGAUGCACACCGGGUAAAGUUACUUCCGUCACAUACCGUAUUUUUCGCUCUAUAAGAUGCACCAGACCACAAGACGCACCUAGUUUUUGGAGGAGGAAAACAAGGGGGGGGGGAUUCUGAAUCUCAGAAGCCAGAACAGCAAGAGGGAUCGCUGCGCAGUGAAAGCAGCAAUCCCUCUUGCUGUUCUGGCUUCUGUGAUAGCUGCGCAGCCUGCAUUCGCUCCAUAAGACGCACACACAUUUCCCCUUACUUUUUAGGAGGGAAAAAGUGAGUCUUAUAGAGCAAAAAAUAUGGUACUUAAUGUCCUAUUCUUCAAUUCUGAACAUUGUAUGUGGCCCUUGAACCGAAACAUAGAUUCCUCACCCCUGAUGCAAUAGUGAGAAGGGGCUGUUCUCUUUGGAGAGGGUAGACAGGGGCAUAAAAAUAUUACCUUAUUCAAAGCCUAACCUUUUUUCCAAAGCACCUGAGGGUCCCUGGUCUUUUUAUUCCCUAGAGCACACGCAAACCUGCUACAGAGAGAAUGGGCGGCUAUACCGAGGCAUGGCCCACUACACUGUCUCAGGGGCACCGUGCCUCCCCUGGGACUCCCCAUUCCUGUUAAAUGAGUACUCCAGCAGUAUGAACAACUCGUCCCUCUUUGGCCUGGGGCCACACGCGUUUUGCAGGUGAGAUAUAUUUUAGCAUGGGAAAUGGGGAUGCUUGUGACAGAACACAGGAAAUGUUAGUGAGAGGCAGCACCGGCUCUAUCAAUUGACAAAGUAAGGCAGCUGCCUCAGGCAGCAGAUGUUGGGGGUGGGAGUCAGGGAGUGGUGGCAUGGGAUUGAAGGACAGAGUAGUCUGUGCCACAUACCGUCUGCCCUGUGCCUCCUACACUAUGCUGAACCCCUUAGGUGCAGCAGCAGAUACUGUCCUGUUGUAAGCGCUGAAGUAUAAUUCAGCAGCUGUGAUUCCAGAUGGCUUUUGGAAGUGGGAGAGGAGCACCAUAUUGGCUUUUGCCUCAGGCAGCAAAAUGCCUUGGUCUGGCACUGGUUCAGAGGGCAUCUGGGGGAAAGUGUCCAGGUAUGGAAAGCGCCACAACUAACAUCCAAGAAGUAGAGCAGAUGAAAGGAAAUUGAAAUGCUAGGGGGUGAGGUGAGGUAAAGGAAUGCAGCUGGCACAUGGACAGGGGACAGAUGGGAGAUACACACAAUAAAAUUAUCAUUAUUAUUAUUAUUAUUAUUAUUAUUGAAGCAAGGUUGCUGAGCAUUGCCCUUGCUUAAGAGAGGACUGGGCCUUUUCUUUGUGCAGAAACCCAGACGGUGACAGCCGCCCAUGGUGUUAUGUGCUGCGCAAUAUGCAGCUCAGCUGGGAAUUCUGCAAUAUCACCAGCUGCCAUCCCCAAUAUACAGGUGAGGCAUACCAUUCGCUCUGGAAGAAAUGGCGUGUGUGGCUGAACCUGACAUGAAUGAGAGCUAAACUGUUUUCUCCCCAGAUACCAUGGCACCAACGGCAGCAGUACCUCUGGCAUCUUUGGAAAGAGAGUCAAUGGCUCCCAAGAAGCCUGAGAGCGUCAGGCCAACAGCUGGACCAAGCCAAACUGUCCCCAUCCCAGCUCCAGUGUGUGGGCUGCGCUUUCCCAAGACCACCACCUCCUCACGCAGUCGUGUAGUGAGAGGCAUGGUGGCACUUCGUGGCUCCCACCCCUACAUGGCUGCCAUCUACAUAGGGGAUCAAUUCUGUGGAGGAAGCCUCAUUUCUUCCUGCUGGGUCCUGACAGCUGCACACUGCCUAGAGUUCAGGUAAGUCUUACCAUCCAUCCCAAAGUCCACUGACACUGGGCUGGUUCCAGGCUACUUGAACAUAGUGCACAAUGAAAUCAGUGAAAGUUAGGUUGUGGCUAGCUUGCCCCACUGAGGUACAUUAGGCCAGAGUUUGGAAUGAUGGUAGAAAUCCUUAUCAGCUUGAUGGAGAUGACAGAGUGGUUAAUUUAUUGAUGGUCACUCGUUAAAGCUCUCCCCCCCCCCCCACUGCAUCCCAUGUUAUGUGGCCCAAUCCUAUGCCUGUUCAAUGAGACAUGUCUCACUAAGUUCAGUGAGAAAUACUACCAAGUUAGUGUGCAUAGGAUUGUUGGGAAACCUGCGUCCCUCCACAUGUUGUUUGACCACCACUUUCAUCCUCCCUGGCCGUUGGACAUGCUGGCUGGAGCUGAUAGGAAUUGGGAGUCCAACAACAUCUGGAGAAAACCAUGUUGGCUACACUAAAAUCUGGAGAAUCCUCUUCUGAGCCAUGAAAGACUCUGCUGACCACAGAUCUUGUACCAUAGGCCAGAUGUUUCCAAGAUUUCAGUGGUGCUGGGCCAGACCCAAUACAACAGAAGCACAGAUGGCUCCGUGAAGUUCCAAGUACAGAAUUAUCUACUGCAUGAGCAUUAUUCUGAGAUCACCAAACGCCAUGACAUUGGUGAGAGCCUUUUUUAUGUCCUGCACCCCCUCAUAACCACAAGGUAGCCAGACUUGCCUGAGCCCUCGUUGGCCACAACAACCAGUCCAAUCUCCGCUGCCCAAGUUGCUCAUGAAACAUUUUGGGGGCUCUAUAUGGCAUUCGACCUCACCAAGACCCACCCAGAAGAGCCCCUAGUUAGUCUUUCCAGACUUGUGUGUAUCGCUCAAGGACAUGAACUGCAAGGCCCUAAUCUGGUGCUGGGGGACCUGAGGCCCUCCAAAUGUUGUUGGACUCCAUCUCCCAUCAUCCCUGACAAUUGGCUGGAGCUGGUGGGAGUUGGGAGCCCAGCAAUAUUUGAAAGGCCACAGGUUGACCAUUUCUGCCAUGAACCAUGCCAUGCUGCCCCAGGAGGGAGUGGAAAAUGUGAUAUUGGAUUAUGGUGGGCCAGAAGUCUGCUCACCCGCCCUGGUGGUGGGAGUCUUCAUUCUAAGUUUCUUUUCCCAGCCCCAGUCCAGAGUCGAUCAAGGAAGACAAGGCUUUCAUCCACUCCUACCUGUCUGCCCGCCCACCCCUGCAAACCUCAUCCCUGAGCCCCAAUUCUAACCUGCUCUCUUGUACUCUCCCCAGCACUGGUGCGAUUGAAGGAGAAGACGCCAGGACACUGUGCUGAGUUGUCACACUCCAUCUUGCCAGUGUGCCUACCAAAUUCAACAGAGACAUUUGACACCAGCAAGCCAUGCCAGAUCGCAGGAUGGGGACAUAUGUAUGAAGGUGAGAAGGGAGUGGUCAGAUGAAGACAUGAUAUUUAAGCAGGCCUUAUUAUCCUUCCCUUAAACAUCCACGCCUGCUGGCUGGCCACCUGUUCCCACAGAGAGGGAGGGCAUGAUGCUGUCUCAUAUUCUUCCCUGCCCCUCCCUUAUCAGCCAUUUUUGAAAUCCCCACUCAUGUUGGAGGAGGAUAAACAAGGUGCCAGAUGGUGCCUACAAUUCCUUAGCAUCUUUUCCAUCUUGAUCUACCAUAUUGAGCAGGGUUUUUUCACUGAUCAGCAAAGGCAGCCCACAGCUAAACUCUUCCUUACAAGAGGGAUUGUUUGGGAUUGUCAGCGGAUUGUUUGGGAUUGGCAGCGGACUCGUGAGGUCUCAGGAUGCCCAGUUUUUUCAAUGGCCACAAGGCCAAACUUGGAUUGUGUGUUUGGAUGGAUUGGUUCACUGGGGUCCUCUUCUUUCCCGGCAGGAGCCGACAAACUCUCUGUGUACCUGCAGGAGGCAGAUAUGCCUAUCAUUCCUCAUGAGCAGUGUCGUUCUGAAGAGGUCCAUGGGACCCACAUUGCAGAAGACAUGUUGUGUGCUGGGUACAUGGAUGGAAGAGCUGAUGCUUGUCAGGUGAGACUAUUUUGAAUUACCGGCAGCACAGGGAGAUCUCUGGCACACAGAACAGAGCAGGCUUUGUGGUGGAGACAAGCAUUCAUGUUUGCAAAUUUAUUCAUUUAUUGCAUUUAUAUUCCACCCAUAGGAGCCAACUCCUAGGGGCCAAGGUCCCUUUAACCCCCCCCCAAUAAAAUAUUUGAGGAGCCAUUGCCGUUCAAAAGGUGUGCGUGCGCAGCAUCAUGUGAUUGACUAUGCAGGGUGGGGCUUGUACCCCUGAUCCCACCUUUUUCUCCAAGCAGUUCAAGGUGGCAUACAUCAGAAGGCAGAUACCGGCCCAUUAGGAAGGCUAAAACCUUGAAUUUAUGUUCUGUUCCUCCUACCCCCAUGCUCUUCCUAUGCUCUGCUAUUAAUCUCUGUACCUUCCCUGUUUGAAGUACCAGAGGCAUUUGUAACAAGACUGGUCUCCCUUGGAAGGUGGUGGACUCUCCUUCCUUGGAGGUUUUUAAGCAGAGAAUGAAUGGUCAUCUGUCACGGAUGUUGCAGCUGAGAUUCCUGCAUCGCAACAGUUGGACGGAUGAGCCUUGUGGUCCCUUCUAACUCUACAAUUCUAUGAUUCUAUUAUUCUAAGUGUUGAUCUCAAUAACAAAAUGUGAAGUGGGAUGCGGAUGGGUUUGAUUCUGGCCUCUGCCUAUGUAUUCACACCCCUGCUUUCUGUGUUGCAGGGAGAUUCUGGUGGACCCCUGGUGUGUGAUGAGCAAGGCAAGGCCACGCUAUAUGGCAUCAUCAGCUGGGGCACAGGCUGUGCACUGGAGAACAAGCCUGGGGUCUAUACCAGAGUCACUCACUAUCUUGACUGGAUCCAAAACCACAUGCGUUAGCAAGCCUGAGAUGGCAGUUUCACAAAGCCAAAACCUAUGCAGCUGCCUUUUGUGGGGGUGGGGGGGAUGGAUGGGGGUACAGUGUCUUUCUCUGCAGCUACUGAUCUGCUCUGUGUAUGUGUGUAAGCAUGUGUGUGUGCGUGCGUGUGCGUGUGCGCAAUUCUGCUAGACUAGACAGUGAGUAUUUCAGAGUUUUGUUUUUUUUAAAGUCAGAUAUGUCUGUGUCAUUUACCCACCAUAAAAUAAAUCAAAUUUCCAACAAAGGAAAUUUGUCAGUUGUCCAAUAUGGGUACUGUCAUUUCUGAGGAAAUGCUACCUGGGAUUUUAGUGCUACCUGACAUUGAUUGGUCCAGCUGAUUACCCCUCAUCUCCACUAAGACUGUUUUCAUGCUCUUUGUCUUGCCUUCUCCCCUGAACACUUCACAUUUCUCCUCCUCACUUCCAUCUUCCUCACAGAACACUGGCAUGUUUCUCCCACCUC